This is a messenger RNA of Scophthalmus maximus (turbot), 3810 nucleotides long. It is a transcript of the gene rflna, whose product is annotated as refilin A. The coding region runs from base 386 to 1048 and encodes 220 amino acids. Gene Ontology annotation, biological process: negative regulation of chondrocyte development; actin filament bundle organization; negative regulation of bone mineralization involved in bone maturation. The record is from RefSeq and is a predicted model, not a curated record. Lineage: Eukaryota; Metazoa; Chordata; Actinopteri; Pleuronectiformes; Scophthalmidae. The transcript has 4 exons. Gene Ontology annotation, cellular component: actin filament bundle. Gene Ontology annotation, molecular function: filamin binding.
UGGAGAGCACACACACACACACACACCAUCAGAGCAGAGCAGAGCAGAGCAGAGGAGCUCUCAUCCAGAUCGGUGCCAGACGCAUGGUCGACUUUUGUUUUUGCGCGGCUUUUACUGCGUUUUGUCUAUUAUAUUUUACAUUGAGAAUAUCAAUUAUUAACUUGUUUGUCAACUUUAAAGUUUUUGAAGCCUUUUAGGAACAUCCUUCGGAAUUAAAUUUGGAUACUUCACGGCGCGCAGAAGUCCUCUUGAGAUUCGACAGGGAUUGUUUCUCUCCGACGCAGGAGCUCGCAGAAGUUUGGAGCGCUUCAAGAAAAAAAAAAAGGAACUGUCAGUGCAACUUCGACUGGGGGGUUUUCUUUUUUUCAAUCGAGCCGUCCCAGAAAUGGUGGGGCACCUUCACCUACAAGCGAUGGAUGAUAGCCUGAAAGGAAAGAACCGAGAAGGGCUGCUCGACAGUCCGGAUUCGGGAUUGCCCCCCAGUCCCAGUCCGCCCUUCUACUCUCUCUCUCCGGGUCUGACCGAGUCGCGCUCGAGCAGCUGCACGACGCCCGUCGAAAGCCAUCAUGGAUAUUAUAAAAAGGAAACCAGAGAAGGCAAACUGCUGCCCUACCUGCUGCUGAACUCAACAGGAACCGACCCCAAGACUCGCAUGUAUCCCGUGUUCUUCGGAGAAAGUAUCAAAGUCAACCCCAAACCAGAGCAGGAAAUCAAGUGCAACUCUGAGGUCAAGUAUGACUCUGACAAGCAUUACCGGGACUGGGUUUACUGCGCCCCCAUUCCCACAGCCACCUCCUUCAGCGAGACAGUGGUGGCAGUGCAGGACUGCACUUGGAGGAGCUACAAGUCCCAGGUGUAUCUGGAGCCGCGGCAGAGGCCCAUCAGAUACCAGAGUACCACCAUCAUCUACCCGAAACACGCCAAAAACACUUACCGCACCACGCUCAACUACAACGCCAUGGGCUCCCGCCGCUGGUUUGUCUCCACAGUGCAGCUGGAGUCGAGCGAGGAUAAUAGUCCCUGUAUCAUCUACACAGAGGACCUGUAGAGGCCAGACCAAGACAGCCCGCACAGGGAGAGGGCGACCUGGUGACCAUCUUGUGUUUCCUCGGAGGACGAGGAACUAGGGAAGGCCCGUAUUGAAAGGGAAAUACUUCAAGUAAUGUCCGGAGCCCCUAAGAACCCUGCUCUGUUCAUCUUUACUUGCCAUGGAGGAAACUCUGGGAACCCUUCAGUGACAAUUCACUCGAGUGUAUUAAGACUUUCUACUGAUGCAGCCUUUAAAAGGGAUGUGGUCCUCUGGCAGUUUAAAGCUGCAUUUGAAUGGUUAAUGUCUUAUUUAAUACAAGAGCUGACAAAUUGGUGGCCUUUGCUGUCCAUCCGGAUGGAUUGUGACCUUGGGGAAGGUAACAAUCGGAUUGUACAUGUCUGUGUAUGGAGAAAAAGGCGAGAUGACACGUGUUGUGGAAGCUAGCGCAAAGCUCGGGUCACACCAAUGCAAAGCUUGCUAAUAUGGCUUUAUUGCACUUGUUUUCUAUAUAUCACAGUCCUCUCAGUGGACUAGGGAUUGCAGGGGGAGAAUUUCAGAACUGCCAUUUGAAAAAUUGGACCAAAGACUGUUUAUCUCUGUAAUGACUCCACACAAUGGGACAGAACAUUCACUUUUGUUUCACGGUUUUGAUCACAACAAGAGCUUGUUCAGUAAUCAAGCAUUCAGCCAAAAUAAAUGCACAAUGCAAGGGGUUCUGUUAUUUUCACCAGAACCAGAGUGGUCUGUAUAGAGUUACGACCGAAGUCUAAUCAAAAGGAAGAUCCCAGCAGCAGGAUUUGAAUUCAUUGACUGGAGAAUGAUUAGGAGGGAUAUUUAACGUCUCUGAAAACCAGGUUUCAGAUCCAAAUAACAUGAAAUAUGAAACCGUGUUGGAUCACUAGACUUUUGGGUUCAACAGCUAUUCAACUUAAUGUUUAAAUACUUUGGCAAAAUCAAUGUUGGUGAUAAAUGUUGGGGUUCUUUUGGUAAACAAGUUCUUGUUUCGUCUUGAGGUGCUGGAGGGCGGCAGAGCAACAAUCAACUAGAACGUUGAUUGUGAUAGCAGUUUUAUUUAUUUAGAGUUUAAUGCUUAAAACUCAAUUGAUCUGCUUCAUGAUCAGUCAGUAGUUUGUUUUUUUUUUACUUGGUUUUAACUAGCCAAAAAACAACACAGUCAGAGGGAAGUGACACUUCUCUGUCCCAACUCUGAGUACGGAACUACCAAAAAGGUCUGGCCAAAUAACUGUGCUGAUGUGGUCGCACGUUUUCGUGCGAUAAGCAAUCGACGUACCACUGUUUCAGCUAACUUUGUGAAAAAAAAAAAGGGCCAGGACUGUUCUGGAUUGCACCAGCUAUACAUAAAUGCAUAACAUAGUUUGUGGACGAAGUAGCUCAUCAUUAACUGUAGCUGAUGAAAUCACUGUUGCAUCACAGCUUGUAACUUCCAAAAAUCACAGUUUUUUGGGGAGCAAACAAUAUUCUAAAGAUAAUUACUAAUCUUGGAAGGUGACACUUGUUUUGUCUGUAAGUGCAUUUUCAAUAUCAUCGUGUCGUAUCCCACAAUGCUAACCUAGCUAACGUUAUUUAGCCAGUCAUUUUUAGCAUAAUGUUUUUUUUUUUAUAUGAGGCAUGCUGUUACUAAAUGUAAUUAAAAAUGUUCCCAACUGUCAGGCGAUAUGUUUCAACCAAAUUACGCUCUUUUUUCUGUUUGCUCCAAAUGGGGCAAAUAUCGGCAAACAAACAUUAGCACUUUGGAUUGGUUCAGUUAGCUAGAAAACACUUACACAGUUAGGAAGUUACUGUUGAAUAACAGCCAGUCCUCACCCGACAACUAUUUUGGUGGGUUUUUUAAUAUCAUGAUAAGUCAUUAUCUCCACUAGAUGAACACUUGAAUUUAUGAAUUGCUGGUGCAGCUGAGGGUUUCAAGCUGUUUUCAGAUAAACAAAUUGUCAUGCGGGGUAGUUUCUGAUCCAUUGUGGUUCAAAAGCAUGAAAGUCUUCUCGUAUUACGGAUGUAAAAAGUCGAGCAGUGGUUAGAAAUUUCCCCCGUUGAAGAAGUAAGAUAGGUUAUUAAGUGUUUUAAUAUCUUCUUUAUGUGUCCAUCUUAUAAAUAAAUAAAUGUUUUUUAGUUUACUGAACAUUGCAAAUAUUGAAACUUCAGACUUUACCUCAAAUUUUCUUAGAUAUCAGUUUUAUUGCAUUGCAAAUGUGUAUUCCCUAUUUUCAAUCAAGGUCUUGAGCUUGUGAUCUUGUUUUAUUUUGUAGUACCUCCAGGUAUGUGUAGAGUCAGAGGACAAGAAGGGCACGACUCCGAGGUGGUGCCUUGGUUCUCGGUUUUAAGGGGGGAACAGUAAGUAACAGUACAAAGAGCAAGACAAAAGGAGAAGUCAGAUCUGCUCUUUUUCAAAAGAAUAUAGACGAGAUGUGGAAGUCAUUCUGGAGGUGACCUUAUACAGAACAGUGACGUUCCUUCCUGGCAAGAUGGUGGAGAGUUUUGCUACAGUAUGUGUUGAGGUCUGUGAAAUGUCGGAGAAUUAUGAUAUAAAGUUGGUGGGUGUCAAGUCAAACACGUCGGUGGUUUUGUGUGAGAUACUCUAGUGUUUCCUAACACUUGAUUUUGUUACUGUAAAAUAUUUUCCUAUUGUAUAUGUGGCAUUGAGGCACUUCAUAAUUCUCUUUAUAUUUUUGUACGUUGAUAAUUGCUCCAAUUCUGAUCAAGGAAAAAUAAUUUAAAAAGAUGUAUAUCCUGAAUGAAUUAAAAAAGAAUUUCCCAAACCCUAA